Acanthosepion pharaonis is the source of this 1779-nucleotide messenger RNA. NCBI's taxonomy places the organism in Eukaryota, Metazoa, Mollusca, Cephalopoda, Sepiida, Sepiidae. The record is from the annotation of a GenBank genome assembly.
AUGAUUUUCCAACUCUUUCUUUCUUUCUUCAUUCAUUUCUUUAUUUUUAUUUCUACCUUCAAUUAUAUUCUAGCUUCCCCUUUUUUGGCUUUAUCUGUUUGCUUUUUUUUAACACCAUCUCCUUCAUUCUUUCUUUCUUUUUUCUUCAUUCAUUUCCUUCAAUUAUAUUCUAUCUUUACAUAUUUUAUUUUCUGCUUUAUUCUUCCCUUUUUCUUCUCACAUCUCCAUGUUUUAUUUCCCUUUUCUCUCUUCUAUUUCAAGACUGUUUUUUCAAUCAGGUCCUUAUUUUUAUUUCUACCUACAAUUAUAUUCUCUUUCCUUCUUAUUUUCAGUUAUAUUUGUUGUCUUUUUCUCAUGCUAUCUCCUGUUUUCAUUCUUUUUCUCUCUUCUAUUCCAAGACUCAUUCUUCCCUUCUUUUUUCAUUCAUUUACUUAUUUUUACUUCUACCUUCAGUUACAUUCUAGCUUCCCCUCUUAUUUUCUGCUUUUCAUUCAUUCUUUCUUUUUUCUUCAUUCAUUUCCUUCAAUUAUCUUUAAAUAUUUUAUAUUCUGCUUUAUCCCCUGCCACUUUCCUUAUACACAUCUGUUUUUAUUCAUUGUUUCAUUCUCUUUUUCUCUUCUAUUUCAAAACUCUAUUUUUUCAUUCAGUUCCUUAAUUAUAUUCAUUCUUUCCCUCUUAUUUUUUUUUAUUUGUUUGUCGUUUUCUGACAUCUGUUUUCAUUCUCUUUUUCUUUCUUCUAUUCCAACAAACUCAUUCUUUCUUUCUUUUUUUCAUUUACUUAUUUUUAUUUCUAGCUUCCCCUCUUAUAUUCUGUUUGAUCCAAUCUUUCUUCCUUUCUUUUUUCCUCAUUCAUUUCAUUCAAUUAUAUUCUAUCCUUCUAUAUUUUAUUUUCUCCUCUUAUGCCUUAUCACCAGUUUUCACUGUUUCUUUCUCUCUUUUUCUCUCUUCUAUAGACUCAUUUUCCUUCCUUUUUUUUCUUCAUUCAUUCCCUUCAAUUAUAUUGUCUUUGCAUAUUGUACGUACUUUAUACCUUUUUCUUAUCGCAUCUACUUUUUUCACUGUUUCUUUCUCUCUUUUUCUCUCUUCUAUUUCAAAACUAUUUUUUCAUUAAUUUCCUUAUUUUUAUUUCCACCUUCCAUUAUAUUGUAUCUUUCCCUUUUAUUUUCUGCUCUAUUUGUCUUUUUCUUACACCAUCUCCUAGACUCAUUCUGCCUUACUUUUUUUUUUCAUUCAUUUACUUAUUUUUAUUUCUACCUUCAAUUAUAUUCUAACUUUCCCUUUUAUUGUCUGCUUUAUUUGUAUUUUUCCUCACACAUUUCCUGCUUUCAUUCAAUUUUUUUCUUUUCUGUUCCAACAGUCGCAUUCUUUCUUUCUUUCUUUUUCCUUUAUUCAUUUCCUUCAGUUAUAUUCCAUCUUUCUAUAUUUCAUUUUCUGAUUUAUUUUACUGUCUCUUUCCCUAUUUAUAUUUUCCUCUUUUACUUGGUUUUGUUUCUCUUUUUUUCAACCAUCUGUUUUCAGUCAAUAUUUCUUUCUCUUUUUCUUUCUAUUCCAAAACGUCUUCUGACAAUCUGUUUUCAAGUUCAUUCAAUUUCUGCUAAAUCAUUUUCUGUCUUAUUUCUUACUUCUACUAAUAUCUUUUUUCUCUUCUUUUUUCUUCAUUCUUACUUUUCAUAUCUAGUUCCUCUUUUUAUUCUUUUCCUCAUAUAUUCACUUUUUUCUCUCUUCUUUCUCAGUCUCAUUCAUUCAUUUCCUAUUUUUAUUUUUUUGCUUCCUUCUUAA